AUUUGACAUUUGAGAGUUACCGUUACCCUUCGUUCAGAUAUACGCAACUACCAUUAGCGAACGUUUUUCCGUCUCAAAAAGGCUUAUACAGGUUGUUCAUGGUCAAGAUGGUCAAAUUCAUCAUUCCAAUGAUGUUUGCCUGCUUUACUGUUGCUGCUGGAAAAGCGCUUUUUAAAAUGCCAAAUGAGAUAAAAGAAAAGUUUCUGCAACUCCAAGCUCUUGUCGAUAGAAAUGAUGAGCCAAAAGGCAAACCUUUUACCCCUCUGAAGGACAAACCACGACCCUGUGAUCGCGUUGCUAUCAUCGGUGCAGGUUUGUCGGGACUUCAAAUGGCAUAUCUCCUCAAAAAGAAAGGCUUCGACAAAAUUGUUGUCCUUGAAAAAGACUCCCGCGUUGGCGGGAAACUCAUGAGUGUAUGGCAUGAUGGAGUUCCAAACGAGUUUGGUGCGGCUUACACUGGCUCAAAUUACCAAACAAGUGUUUACGCUCUUGCGAAAGAGCUUGGCGUCGAUGACUUUGUUCCCCGACCGAGUAGAGUAACUGUAUGGCUGGAUGAGCUUCCAAUGCCUUUGCAAUUCCCGAUUUAUGUCAUUGGUACAAUCAAGAAAAUGACAAACGCUAGUAAUACCAUCGAAGCCAUUGGAGAAUUGAUCGAUGCCGCCUACCGGUAUUCCGUUCUUCACCGUCAAAUGUUUGGCAAAUAUGAGGGCGAGCUGAUGCAUAGACCAUCCACUGAAGUGCUCUCCCAACUCAACCAGACAUUUCUAGCAUUCUUAAGAACCCACCGCCUUCUUGCUCUGUAUCCGGUCCUUCUGUCCGUUCAUACGAUCCAAGGCUAUGACCAUUUAGAUAGCAUUUCUGCGGUGUACGGCCUUCUUUGGAAUACGCCAGAUUUUAUACAGGCUAUGAUUGCGUUAGGCCUUGGGUUUGCGGAAAAGAGUAACAGCGAUAUGUUUCGUGAAGGCUACCAAAAACUAACGGACAAGCUUGCCACCUUUGCCGAUAUCCGUUUAAAUGUCAAGAUCGAAGGAAUCGAAAGGGAUUGCAAUGGUGUGACGAUCAGGCUGAACGACGGCCAAUGGAAAACUGAGCAGUUUGACUUCAUGAUAUGGGCAGCAGAUGCAAGAGAAGCAAUACCUCUCCUCACUGACACAACCCCUKUAGAAAAUGAAUUCUCCCAUCUCCGAAAUACAUGGUUUACAGUUUCUUUGUUCCAAUCUAAAGAACCCUGUGUUGUCUCUUCUCCAAUUGAAUACUGGAUGAGUAACGUGCUUAAAAAAAGGGAACAUUCCGUGUGGGCACGAAGAAAUACAAAAUUAGUGAUCAACGGAAAAUGCCCCACACCGGAACAGCUGGUCAACUCAAGUAUGCCUUUUAUUUCAUAUCAGAUGGGAGAUAACCCUCCUGAGGAAACCUGUCAAGUCACCGAGGAAUUCGACAAACUCUUCAAAAGACGUCUUGGCUUGGAAGAUGUCAAUGUCAUCAAGAGGAAGACGUGGAAUUACUUUCCACGCUUUUCGGAAAAGAAACUCGCCGAGGGAAUCUUAUGGAAGAUUGCUGAAAAUCAAGGAGAUAAAAAGACCUGGUUCAUUGGAUCAUCAGUGAUAUUCGAGUCAGCAAAGAGUGUGAUAGAGUAUAAUUUGCAAAUGUUGAGAAGAAUGGAGCUGURAAUGUGAUUUGAGUGCGAUCCAUGAAUAUACUCAAAAUAUAUCCUAGUGUGAUUCAGAGAUUCACAA
Exaiptasia diaphana is the source of this 1736-nucleotide messenger RNA. RefSeq lists its product as uncharacterized. The transcript is spliced from 2 exons. The record is from RefSeq and is a predicted model, not a curated record. NCBI's taxonomy places the organism in Eukaryota, Metazoa, Cnidaria, Anthozoa, Actiniaria, Aiptasiidae. Gene Ontology annotation, molecular function: oxidoreductase activity. Bases 99 to 1676 code for a protein of 525 amino acids.